Molecule: messenger RNA, 4386 nt
Organism: Eleginops maclovinus (Patagonian blennie)
Lineage: Eukaryota; Metazoa; Chordata; Actinopteri; Perciformes; Eleginopidae
Product: complement factor H-like
Exons: 26
Coding region: 181-4224 (1347 amino acids)
Source: RefSeq, a predicted model, not a curated record
CCCCUUUGUUCUGUUCCCUGUGAGCCUCAGAUUGUGUUUGGAGGCUGGAACAGACUUGCGUAAAUCAUUGAGCAACCUCUCUCCUGUGAAAUCCUGAGCUCUCUACCUCUCUCUGUGUACAAUAGUGUUUCAGUCUCCUGUUUCUACUUCUGUUUGGCGGUUCAGGGUAAUGAAGAUAAAAUGCACCUAAUAACCCAAAGCUUUCUUCUAUUUUUGUGGAUGCAUUCGCUGACCUACGUGAAAAGUCAAGACUGUACACUCCAACAGUUUUUAAAUGGCCCCCUGUAUGAUCAAAAUUUUGACACAAGCGGUAUGGCGGACAGCUACAGUGGUGGAAGACAAGUCAGAGUGGGCUGCAAUGUUGGCUUCAAUGGCUUUUUCAAACUGACCUGUGUCGAGGGAAAAUGGGAUUCCAAAGGCACAAUAUGUAAACCAAAAUCAUGUGGUCAUCCCGGCGAUUCCCCGUCUGCAGAUUUUCAUCUGGAAAAGGGAGACGAUUUUGUCUUUGGGUCACAGGUGAAAUACACCUGCCACAAAGGUUAUCAAAUGGUCAGUCGCAUAAACUACCGGCGUUGCAUGGCUGAAGGCUGGGAUGGUAAUGUUCCUGUAUGUGAAGCGCAACAGUGUCCACUAAUCAAUGUGGACAGUAAUGUCCUUGUGAAUGGGGACAUAGAGGAAGCUACCUUUGGCAAUGUAGUUCGAUUCAGCUGCAAGUUCAACUCUGAAGUGAUGAUUGGGCCAACAGAGAUCUAUUGUGAUGAAAAUGGAGAGUGGGAAGGCCAAGUGCCAAAAUGCAAAGAGAUAAAAUGUAUAGCACCCGAGAUUGAAAAUGGUGAUGUGCUUGGAGAAAUCCAAGAGUACAAAGAAGAUCAAGUCCUGGAGUUUCGGUGUAAACCCUCAUUUAUACGCGCUGAAGCCAGAGAUUCAAAAUGCACAAAGCAAGGAGUAAGAGCCGAAUGGAGCCCCACACCUUUGUGUGAACCAAUAAAAUGUAAACUACAACUGCCAGCGCUGAAAGGAACCAGGUAUGAACCUGCUUAUAGAAACACGUUUUCACCUGGUGACGAAGUGACAGUAAAUUGUGGAGACAAAUACUGGAUUUCUAACCGUCAACGCACCUCAUUAGUAACUACAUGCAAAGAGGACGGAGAGUGGACUAUCAGACCGAUUUGCCAAGAGGUUACUUGCAGCAAACGAGGAGUCCCAGAUGUGACCUCAUGGAACUCCUGGAUGGAAACAUUCAAAUUGGGUGAGACAGAAGGUUACAGGUGUAAGAGAGGCUACAAGAGCAAAGAUGGCACCAAUAGGGCCAAAUGUACCCGAGAUGGAUGGCAACCAAAUCCACUUUGUCAAGUGAAAACAUGCAUUCGAAAGGUUUACGACAAUGCAGACAUUGACGGACUCUCCCUGAAUGAAUACGAAUACACUGAACAGGUCCGGUAUAUUUGCAACAAAGGUUAUGAGGGGCGUUUCAUUAUAACUUGCGGGGAAGACGGUUGGAGGGGAUAUUCACAAUGUAGAGAGGCAGAAAGACAGUGCAAGACACCUACAAUCGACUAUGCAGACAUUAUCGGCGUUGCAAAGGAAACUUACAGGCAAAAUGAACGCAUCCGGUAUGCAUGCAAGAACAAUGUUGAAAGACUCUUUACUGUUACCUGUAAAGAAAAUGGUUGGACUGGGAUUGAGAGCUGUUCAGCAUGUUCAAACGUCAUAGUCCCACAUGGAUUUUUUGUCGGGCCAUACAAUGACACUCUGUACUACUCCUGCGAAGACGGAUAUAAGUUUCCCACCAAGGCCUGGUGGGCUGAGGCCAAAUGCAAUGACAGCGUGUCGCCUGAACUUAAACAAUGCAUCGAGAAUACAAAGUGUGGAGAACUUCCUGUUAUUCCCAAUGGGGAAUUGAUAGAAUCACGCAGACAAGGAGAAAGCACCCAGGUUAAUUGUAAAGCAGGAUACCGCACUGAUGUCAGAUCCUUCACUUGUCGUGAUGGAAAAUGGCAUUCCAAUGGAAUACCACUCAAAAAAAUCUGUACACCUAUUGCCACUCCCUGCAGUCCCCCACCUAAAGUAGAGAAUGCAGUUGUUUUGACUCCAUAUCAGAAAGAGUACUUAUCUGAUUCGGAAGUUACCUAUAAGUGCCGUGAAAGCUAUACAGCGAAGGGAGAAACCACAAUUCAAUGCAGAGAUGGGCAAUGGGAGGAGAAGAACAUGGAGUGCACACAGAAGUCUCUGUUAGACUUUGUCACUGCACGGCUGCUCCUCAAAAUGCAAUUGUCUUUAUUCCUCUUCUUUCUCCAACUGUGGGGGAGUUUGGACGUUACCUUAUCACAGCAUGCAUGUUCAAAGCUCCCAGAUGUUCCUAAUGCCCAUGUGGAUGACGAGACCAAGAAAGUUGAGUACCAAGAAGGAAACGUGAUACAUUUCACUUGUGAAACUGGUUAUAUAUCAGGUCUAACCAUCAGAUACGUAUGCACAAUCAAAGGCUGGAUUGCAAUCCGUGAAGGAGGGUGUCACUUAAAGCCAUGUGAACUUCCGGACGAGACUCCCAAUGGCUUCUAUGAAAUUAUCCGUGGGAAGGAGCUUGUUUUUGGAUCAAUAAUUAAAUACUUUUGUAAUGAAGGAUAUCACAUGGUGAGUAAGGAGGACACCAGGACUUGUUUGCUGGAUAAUUGGACCAAUCACUUGCCAAUAUGUGAUUCUUUGAGCUGCGAUCCCCCGCCUGCAGACGGAGGGUUAACAGUAAAAGGUAUUCCAGAAAAUGACGACCCCAUACUUCCUGACCGCUUCCUGGAAUUCAUCUGUGAUGGUCCUGGGAAAUAUCUGAAUGGCAGUUCGUGGCUGACAUGUGGUAAAGACGGAAAGUGGGACAAUGCAUUCCCAACUUGUGAAGACAUCACUUGCGAAGUUCAAGAGUUGUCCCUUCAUCUCAAUGUAGCUGGACUAGCUACAGCUAAUAAAACAAUAAAGGUUGGACAUAAAUUACACUUUCAAUGCGAGGGUGAAUAUGCAAUAGAUGGCCCUGAAGAAAUCACAUGUUUACAAAAUGGCCAGUGGAAUGCCCCAUUUCCAACUUGUGCUGAGAAAUGCAAAGUCACGGGUGUAUCUACAAGUGUAAUCGUCACCUCACACCAACAACAAAAGCAACUAAAAAAAGGACAAAAGUUGACGUUUAGAUGCCGUAAUACUGCAGACACUCUUCGGGGGAAUGCAGAAGUGAAAUGUUUAGAAAACGGACAGUGGAGUGCUCCCUUCCCAACAUGCGGAGCUCCUUUGGGUUGUAGAACACCAACAUCCCUUGAAAAUGGAGACAUUGAAGGAACUCUUACACACGAGUACAGGCACGGAGCAAAGGUUAAAUACAUCUGUCAGAAUUACUACACCAUGCAGGGUGAUCCUUACAAAACCUGCAAAAAUGGCGAAUGGAUUGGACAAAUGACAUGCCUCAAACCCUGCACUGUGAAUAGCCAAGACAUGAGCACACAUAAUAUUGACUUCAGAUAUAGAGGUGACAAUAAACUUUAUUCAGCCCAUGACGAUGUAAUCGAGUUCAGGUGUACCGAAGGAGACCCAGACCGUAGAUGGAGCAUGCGUCAGAAAUGUAUUGAUGGUGUGAUGUUCCUGCCCACUUGUCAGUAUGCUGUCCAAGCAAUUUGGGAAUUUUUAGUAUUGCAAAGAGUGCGGUGUGUUGCAGUGCGACGUGCAUUGUACAAUCCCACUGGGCAGUCCAUGCUUUUAACCUCAGCGCUCCUUAAGGACUCAAACAACAACAUUACUCAAAGAAACAUGCUGUUGUCUGUAAUCCUCCUGCUUUUCCAACUGUGGGGGAAUGUGGAAGUUUCCUCAUCACAGAACGUAACUUUAGGUUGUGGGAGACCACCACCCCUUGCAGAUGGAGACAUCAAGGAAACUGUUCGAAUCCACUACAGGCACCUAGAAAGGGUUGAAUACAUCUGUCAGAAUUACUACGUCAAGGAGGGAGAGCCCUACAAAACCUGCAUCAAUGGUGAAUGGAUUGGACAGAUAAGAUGCCUCAAACCCUGCACUGUGAAUAGCCAAGACCUCAGCACACAUAAUAUUGGCUUCAAAUAUACACGUAACAAUAAACUGUAUUCAAUCCAUGACGAUGUAAUCGAGUUCAGGUGUACCAGAGGAAGCUCUGACGGCACAUUGAACAUGCGUCAGAGAUGUGUUGAUGGUGUGGUGCUGCUACCCACUUGCCAAUGAAGGGGUUAUUUUACUCAAAGUGACUGGCCUGAAUGGCUGAAUUAACAUGUAAUUACUAAAUAAAAGUACAAUAAUGGAGCAUAUAUGACUGACCUGAAUUGCUGUGCCUACUUCAGCUCUGUCCACUGUUGUAAAUUGUAAUAAAACAUCAAUCACUCUGUU